Molecule: messenger RNA, 2217 nt
Organism: Aspergillus terreus NIH2624
Lineage: Eukaryota; Fungi; Ascomycota; Eurotiomycetes; Eurotiales; Aspergillaceae
Product: CCCH zinc finger and RRM domain protein
Exons: 5
Coding region: 1-2217 (738 amino acids)
Biological process (GO): mRNA processing
Cellular component (GO): nucleus
Molecular function (GO): RNA binding; metal ion binding
Source: RefSeq, a predicted model, not a curated record
AUGCAGCUCACCGAGGAUGAAGCCAGCGAGGUGAAGAAGUGGGUUGUGAGGAAGCUCGAAGAUAUAUCCGACGCCGAUGCGGAUGUGCUCGCAGACUAUGUUUUGGCGCUUAUUAGAUCCGAUGCUCCCGAUGAUGAAAUCCGAAAGGCGUCCGUGGAGAAUCUGGAAGAUUUUUUGAGAGAACAUACUGAGAAAUUUGUCGAUGAGCUUUUCGCUACCUUUGCGCUCAAGCAAUCGUCUCAUCCGGUGCCCUCGAUCGAACAGGGCCAACCGCCUGCGAACGAGAUCCCAGUCGCCGGCUCCAUCCCCCAACAACAGCCAUUUAACCCGCCGUCUGGCCCCAAAGGACCCUAUGGAUCGCAGAUGGGCGGCUAUCCCCAGUCGCAAGGAGACACCUCGACUUUCAAUCGCAAGCGCAGCUAUCACGAGGGUUUCCAAGCGGACCAAGAACAGGAUGGCGUGCCCCACAACCGGGUCUUCAAGACUCCUCGUCGAGGCCGCGGAGGUGGCAGAGGAGACUGGAUGGGACGCGAUAGCCGCGGUGCCCCUGAACAGUUCCCUCCGGCGGCCGGUGGAUUCCCAGUCAUGCCUCCGAAUUUCCCUCCCUUCGACCAGAACGACCCCAUGGCAGCCAUGAUGGCGCUUCAGGGCAUGGGCUUCCCGCAGAUGCCGGGCAUGCCCCCGAUGCCAAUGCCGCCCGGCGGUGCUGGUCAACCGCAGGACCAAAUGCCCAAGAGCUCGGAGCGGUGUCCGUUCUACGAGACUCAAGGAAUUUGCUACCUGGGAGCGGCCUGCCCGUAUCAGCAUGAUCUCGCGCCUGGCGCGUCGAAAGAGGACGAAUACGACCCGAGAGCGUCUGGAAUCGUGACGGGACUCUCGGCGCCGCGAGGGGACACUUUCGCGGCAGCGACCGGGGGCCGUGGUCGGGGACGCGGUGGUGAUCGUGUGAUUGCGAGUUUGGCGGCCGAGGGCCGGGCGGUCGAUGAGUUACUCCGCGGCACGGCCGUGUCGAGGACACUUCCAUCACGACGAUCGUGGUCGAACAGAUCCCCCAAGGACCAGCUGACCGACGGCACCGUGCGCGAAUUCUUCUCCCAAUACGGCGAGAUCGUCGAUUUGUCCAUCCAGCCUCACCGGAAGCUGGCGUUGAUCACGUACGAUAGCCACGCGGCGGCCAAGAAGGCAUGGUCCAGCCCCAAGGUGAUCUUCGACAAUCGAUUCGUCAAAGUGUACUGGCACAAACCCAAGGGCGACAAGAACGGCGAUCAACGGGCGGGCUCCCGCGAAGGGAAGUCCGAAGAACCGGCGUUCAACCAGGAGGAGUUUGAGAAGCAGCAGGAGGAAGCGCAGAAGGCCUACGAAGACAAGAUGAAGAAACGCAAAGAGACCGAGGAAGCCAAACAGGCGCUGGAAAAGCAACGCGAGGAGCUCCUCAAAAAGCAACAGGAAGAAAAAGAGCGCUUGCUGCGCAAGCUGGGUGGCGGCGCCGCCAGCAGCGGGGCCCAAUCCCCCGACGGCGCGAGUCAGUCUCCCGUGGACGACAACGCCAGCGAACAGACCAAGCAGCUCCGCGCACAGCUUGCCGCCUUGGAAGCGGAAGCCAAGAGUCUGGGUAUCGAUCCGAACAGCGCGGAAGCGGGCUCCUCGUUCUACCGCGGUCGUGGCCGUGGACGCGGGGGUUUCAGUCGCGGGGGCUUCGCGCCUCGUGGCCGUGGCGGGUACGACCCAUCCUAUCGUGGGGGCUAUCGUGGACGCGGCGGCGUCGCCCGCGGCCGGGGCGGUGUCUUGCGCCUGGAUAACCGGCCCAGAAGGGUUGCGGUGUCGGGUGUGGAGUUCAAUCCGGAGAAGGACGAAGCCCUGCGCCAGUUCCUCAUUGGCGUUGGCGAAUACGAAUCGAUCGAGCCGAAUCCCGAGCAGCCGAAUUCGCUGAUCGUGGCAUUCAAGGAGCGCUACAUCGCCGAGAAGUUCAUGUUUGGCCCAUGGAAGAUACCCUCCGUCGGAGACGUCCAGCUGUCGUGGGUGCCCAACCCUCCGAUCUCGGCUGCGUCGUCGACGCCGGGCCCGGCGUUUGACAGCAAGACGGGGUCGGAUGAAGACACGGUCAUGGAUACCGGUGCGCCAUCCCUCGCGCCAGACCAGUCGGCGGGACGACGGGACGGCAACCACGAGGUGGACUACGAUGUGGCGGAGAUGGACGACUCGUGGGGUGUUGAAUAG